AUGGCUCAGAUACGGAUUCUAAUCUUAUGUCUCUACAUAACAGGUUCUGCUCAAGCUGUGGAUCUUUCUGAGGCAUCAUUUGUCUCAGCUGAGCCUGCUGAACCUCAGUUAAAUGUAUCAGUUGUCCAAAGUCCAGCAUGGAGGUCAGUUUCUCCAGGAGAGUCGGUCACUCAGCAGUGCAUGGUCCACUCUAAGACCGGAGCAGCUGAACUCCGAGUGCUCUGCUUCUCCAAGAACAACUUCAGCCACUCUGAUGCUGGAACAUACUACUGCGCUGUGGCUGCUUGUGGGAAGAUCAUUGUUAGCAAUCAAGCAUCAGUUCAACUGAAGGGGCCUGUGGAUCCUGUUGUAAUCUUUCUGGGAGCAGCUUUGGGAGUGUGUGUGGUUGUGAUCUCUGCUGAAACCAUUAUAAUCUUUAAGAGGAGAAACAGUGACCACGGCAGUGAGAAAAAACAACAAGGUGCAUCAGCAGAGAACACAACCAAUCAGACUGCUGAGAGUCUGAAUUAUGCUCCCAUCCAUUUCAAAGAGAACAAACCCAAACCUGGACGAAUGAAGAGAGAACAGCCUGAAGACAUUGUUUACUCUCAAGUGAGAAGCUCUAAUGCUAAAGCUCAUCGGUCUCUUCGCUAGAUCUCUUUCCUGUAGUGAGCAGUAGUGAAGUUUGGGGAUGUUUUUAUUCUACUGGGAAAUUCAGAGCUGCACAUGAUCUCCAGGUUAGU
This is a messenger RNA of Pygocentrus nattereri (red-bellied piranha), 722 nucleotides long. RefSeq lists its product as uncharacterized. The transcript has 7 exons. NCBI's taxonomy places the organism in Eukaryota, Metazoa, Chordata, Actinopteri, Characiformes, Serrasalmidae. The record is from RefSeq and is a predicted model, not a curated record. Bases 1 to 633 code for a protein of 210 amino acids.